Messenger RNA from Panicum virgatum (switchgrass), 1206 nucleotides. RefSeq lists its product as uncharacterized. The record is from RefSeq and is a predicted model, not a curated record. Bases 5 to 1090 code for a protein of 361 amino acids. Lineage: Eukaryota; Viridiplantae; Streptophyta; Magnoliopsida; Poales; Poaceae. Gene Ontology annotation, molecular function: protein dimerization activity. The transcript has 3 exons.
UUCAAUGCCUUUUUGGAACACUAUGGAAAACUGCCUAAGAGCUUCACAACCACUUCUCAUUGCUUUGAGGAUAGCAGAUGGAGAUGAGACACCAGCAGCUCCUGAAAUUAUGGCAGCCAUGGAUGUUGCAAAGAAUACCAUCAAAGAAUCAUUGAAAGAGAAGCCAAGUUUACUUAAGGAUGUAUUGGAGUGCUAUGACAAGAGAUGGGAAACUCAAAUGGAGCAAAAACUAUAUGGGGCAGCCCUCUUUUUGAAUCCAGGGAAGUAUUUUGACAUAAGAGAGAAAGAUAAGAGACAAGCUGCAAGGCUAAGAUCAAUGUUCAAUGAUGUUUUCUGGAAGAUGGUGAGUGAUGAUGAUGAACAAACCCAGAUUAGUAAGCAAGCAGAUGAUUAUGAGAGGUCUGAAGGUGAUUGCUUCUCAAAGCCUUUAGCAAUCAGAGAUAGGAGUAAAAAAAAUCCAAUUCUUUGGUGGGGCUCAUAUGGUGGCCUAGCAUUUGAGCUCCAGAGUUUAGCAAAAAAAAUUAUUAGCCUCUGCUGUUCUGCAUCUGGAUGUGAACGUAAUUGGAGCGCAUUUGCUCAUGUCCAUACCAAAAAGAGAAACCGGUUGGAGCAUAAAAGGUUAAAUAAGUUGGUGUAUGUUAGCUAUAACCGGAAGAUGCAAAACAGGUUUCAAAAAAUUAAAGAGAUGGGUUCCAAAGGAAAGAAAUGCAACCCACUCUUGCUUGAGGAAUUCCAAUGGGAAAGUGAAUGGGUUGAUGAAAAUUCUGAAACAGUUCAUGGUGAUGGCGAUUCUUUGACAUGGACUGCUGUGGAUGAAGUGGCUGGUGCAACUCAAGGUCUAAGGGGGCGUCACUUGCCUAGGGCUGCUGCUGCUCGUGCUGCUACUGCUGUCAAACAGACCUAUGCUAGGAAUCGGAAGCGUCCAAGAAACACACCCGCCCAAGAUAAUGUUGAUGCAGACACAGAUGAUAGUGAUGUGGGAGAUGAAGCACAAGAUGAGCCAGAAGAUUCUGAUUCAGCAACAGCCAUGGAGGAGGAUGAAGAAGCUGGAGAUGGACACUUCCAGUUGGAUGAUGAUUUACUUAACUAAUAAUUAGUCAUUAGCUCUAGCCUCUAGCAAGAGGCCUUUAUUUGUGUGUUUUCAAUUAUUGUACUGAACUAUUGAACUUUGUUUGGUUAUGUAUGCUGCAUUGCUGCUGUAGCAGU